AUGAUUCCGUGGAGGUCUUUGGAAGUUCCGAACUCAUCCCUGGACACUCCACCGGUCGCUUCGAUGCACGACUACCUGAGUUUCAGUCGUCCGGAAGACGAUUCCGGCUACACAUCAAAUGCCCGAUUGUCAACAGCGUCCGCGUCCUCCCAAGCCAGCACGCCGAGUAUUCUUCGUCGUGGCGCCGCUGCCUGGCGCCGUCCCGGCGCCCGCCAGCGUACCGACAGCACCGCGACAGACCAAAGUGGAUGUGAAGACGACCUCGGGGCGUCCGGCCCGUCGGGUUCGUCGUUGUUGUCGGGAGCCAAGCCUACGGGUUUGAACGUGACCCCCAAGUCUCGGGUGGAUGAUGAGAACUGCGCGCCGCCUUUGCGGCUGAUUGACCCCGAGGGAUUGCGGUCACCCGGCGGUACUCCGAGGACCCCGACGCCGUUUAAGAAGGCCUUGGCGGAACUGGAGAAGAAGGGCGGUCGUGUCACGUUCACGGGUGGAAGUCCGUCGAACCUAGUGGACGAUAUCCACGAGAUAAUCCGGAAGGAGUCGGAGCGAGAACGAACAGGAUGCUCUGUGUCGUCGAGUCGGGGCGGGUCUUACUCUCCUACUGUACUGUAUCACGUGUAUCAAUCGGGAAGCGUGAACAUAAUAGCGAAGAAGUGCGACUUGAAACGAAAAACUCAAAGUCGGAGCUUUGAUUUGGGACGUGAUGGAGAAUUCACUCCGACUGCACUCCUUCUGAAAGACAACGUAGGAUUUUUGCUGGAUUCUUCUGGUCCGUCACCGAUGACUGGAUUACCUUCUUCUGCGAGAAGAUUCGAUCAGAUGCUUCAAAGACAAGCUGUUUCCUAUGGCCAUCAGAGA
Molecule: messenger RNA, 858 nt
Organism: Notodromas monacha
Lineage: Eukaryota; Metazoa; Arthropoda; Ostracoda; Podocopida; Cyprididae
Source: the annotation of a GenBank genome assembly